This is a messenger RNA of Racocetra persica, 639 nucleotides long. NCBI's taxonomy places the organism in Eukaryota, Fungi, Glomeromycota, Glomeromycetes, Diversisporales, Gigasporaceae. The record is from the annotation of a GenBank genome assembly.
CUUAUCGUGAAGUUAAAAAAUUAACACAGAGACAAAAGGAAAUAGAGAAGCAAUCUUUUGAAGAAAAAAAGAAACGCCAAAAUCGACAUCGUAUAACACCAUUAAAAAUAUCAGAGAAGCUUAUCUGUGAUCUUGAAAAAUUGGAUUUGUUAAAUGAGCGUAAUUGUCUUAGUGUAUCAGUUUACUAUAUCCAAUCUUGUUCCGACGAUUUUGACCAUAUAAUAAAUCCACCUUCCAUAAGUGAAGAUUUUGAAAGAUUUUUAAACAGUUUAGGAUGGCCGGUUUCAUUAGAAACGCAUUCAGGCUACAAAGCCAAACUAGACUCAUCAAUCUGUAAAACUACACCAUAUUUUGCAGAUAGAUCAGUUGAAGUUAUAUUCAAUGUUCCAUAUCUUAUUCAAACACAAAACAAUGAUUUAUCAUCGGAUUCAUUAUCAAAUCUUCUUAAAAACAUUUUUUCUGAUGACUUAGUUUGUAUAGUAUGGGUUGAUGACGUUUUAUCAAUGCAUAAUGCACCAUCAAAAAUUGGCCAAUCUGCACUUGUGUACAUAUUUGUACAUCCAUUACAAAACGCGACGGGACUAUAUUGGAUAAGAAUAAUUACACCCUCCGCACCGCAUUCAAGUUCUAGUGGCAUUG